This is a messenger RNA of Corylus avellana, 696 nucleotides long. Lineage: Eukaryota; Viridiplantae; Streptophyta; Magnoliopsida; Fagales; Betulaceae. The record is from RefSeq and is a predicted model, not a curated record.
AUGAGGAUGUGCAUCAACUACCGCGAGCUGAACAAGGUGACGAUCAAGAACAAGUCUCCUCUGCCAAGGAUUGAAGACUUGUUGGAUCAGCUACAAGGGGUGCUCUUGUUUUCUAAGAUUGAUUUGCACUCAGGCUAUCACCAAUUCACCGUGGUCUUCAUUGAUGAUAUCUCGAUCUACUCAAAGACGUCGGAGGAGCACGAGAAGCAUCUACGGAAGGCACUAGAGAGGCUUCGAAGGGAGCAGCUCUAUCCUAAUUUUGAGAAGUGCGAGUUUUGGUUGGACAGCGUCUCUUUCCUUGGAGAUGUGAUUUCCAGAGAAGGUGUAGUAGUUAACCCGGAGAAGGUCAAGGCAAUGGUGGAGUGGACUAGGCCAACCAGCGUAUUCAAGAUCCGUAGUUUCUUAGGGCUCGCUAGUUAUUAUCGACGCUUCAUUGAGGGUUUCUCUAAGCUAUCAGGACCACUCACUGCUUGGAAGAGGAAGAACGCUCACUAUGUUUGGAUGGACGAGUGUGAGAAGAGUUUUCAAGAGCUCAAGAGGCGCUUGAUAACUGCUCCCGUAUUGGCAUUACCAACAGGAUCUGGUAAUUUCGUAGUAUAUAGCGACGCCUCUAAGAAGGGAUUAGGGUGCGUGCUUAUGCAGAAUGGCAAUGUUAUUGUCUACGCUUCAAUUCCAACUGAAGACCUACUAGCAUAG